Molecule: messenger RNA, 1445 nt
Organism: Phodopus roborovskii (desert hamster)
Lineage: Eukaryota; Metazoa; Chordata; Mammalia; Rodentia; Cricetidae
Gene: Cryba4
Product: crystallin beta A4
Exons: 6
Coding region: 645-1268 (207 amino acids)
Biological process (GO): lens development in camera-type eye; visual perception
Molecular function (GO): structural constituent of eye lens
Source: RefSeq, a predicted model, not a curated record
CAGCCUCUAGCUUCUGCAUCGCGCACAGCCACAGAAUCUUCCACAGGUCUUGCAGACUGCACCUGCUCUGGCCCUGACUGUCAUUCUUAACUCUCCCUCUGAAGACUUGUGUUCUAUCUCCUCUGUAUUUGCUAUCCUAAGCCUUUGUCCUGUGCCCCUGGGGUUUUGUUUAGAAUGCCUCUCCUCCCAAGCCACUGUAGAAAUUGGGUGGCCUCAAGCCCGGCGGAGACUGAUGGCUAGCGGGUAGAGGUGGGAGGCACGUGGAAUGGUGGAGGAGAGCAGGUAUAGCAACUCUGAGGUCUGGCUUAUGUCUGUCCUACCAUGCAGACAGACGGAAGGUCACCCACCAUCAAGAUGAUGCUGGGUCCCAUGACUAGUGUUUCCCUGGUCCUAGUUAGGAAUCCUGUGGAAGUCAGGGAAGGGGACUGGAGUCCGCCUCUCAUCUCCUUUAGUGCUGACCCUGGGGCAAGCCACUGUUCCCUCCCCGCUAACGCCCGCCAGAGCUGCUGACAUGUCCACCCUGGGCCUUGGCCAGGACCGGCUUUUGUUUCUACCACUGGCUUGCUGAGUCUGUGUUUGUCCCUUGGGGCCGCUGCCCCUUUCCUGCCUAUAAGAGCCUGGCGUUGUCCGGCCCUAGUUCUGACAUGUGCGCUGGGACCUUCUUGGACCGGGCCAACAUGACCCUGCAGUGCACCAAGUCAGCCGGACACUGGAGGAUGGUGGUGUGGGAUGAAGAGGGCUUCCAGGGCCGCCGGCAUGAAUUCACAGCUGAGUGUCCCAGUGUGCUGGAGCUUGGCUUCGAGACCGUGAGAUCUCUGAAGGUCCUGAGUGGAGCGUGGGUGGGCUUUGAACAUGCUGGUUUCCAAGGGCAACAGAGCGUGCUGGAGAGGGGCGAGUACCCAGCCUGGGAUGCCUGGAGCGGCAACACAGCCUACCCUGCUGAGAGACUUACUUCCUUCCGGCCUGUGGCCUGUGCUAACCACCGUGACUCAAGGCUGACCAUCUUCGAGCAGGAGAACUUCCUGGGCAGGAAAGGCGAACUGAACGAUGACUAUCCCUCUCUGCAGGCCAUGGGCUGGGACAGCACUGAAGUGGGCUCCUUCCACGUUCAAUCUGGGGCGUGGGUUUGUUCCCAGUUUCCCGGCUACCGAGGUUUUCAGUAUGUACUGGAGAGUGAUCACCACUCUGGUGACUACAAGCACUUCAGGGAGUGGGGCUCCCAUGCCCACACCUUCCAGGUGCAGAGUGUGCGCAGAAUCCAGCAGUGAGUCGGCACCUGCGCACUGGGGAGCCUUCGUGAACGACUGAGCAGCUGGUUGGAGAUGUGGCUGUUCUUGGUCCUGGCUACCCUAUGUUGCAUCCUAGGAACCCUGCACCUCUGUCAGCCAGCCCAUGCCCCGCCAGCUCACAAAGCUUAAAGAAAUAAAAAGCGCGUUUCAGUUUUA